This is a messenger RNA of Nezara viridula (southern green stink bug), 2649 nucleotides long. The record is from the annotation of a GenBank genome assembly. Lineage: Eukaryota; Metazoa; Arthropoda; Insecta; Hemiptera; Pentatomidae.
CCAGGAGUUGAGCGAUUCCAGUCUGUCAUGAACGGCUACAGACCGCGCCUCUUCCGCCGUGACAGUGAGAGCAGGCCACUGCUGUCAUCCGACGUAAGCAGGCCCACAAGCGAGAGUGAAGGCCCUGGGUUCAUGUUCUACCAGUCGGAAACCAGUGAUUCGGAAGCAUGGGACCAAUCUCAACCCAACUUCAUUUCUUCCCACAGGGCAGCCUUCAAUCAGGACCAGGACUUGUACAGCACCUUCGUUCCGAAGAAGCCGCCCAUCGUGGACUCCACAAUGUCAAAGCGAAACCAGACAAGCCGGAAGGAACCGACCAUCAGCAAACAGAGCAGCUUAGUAACAAUAUUCGCUGUGUGGAACACAAUGAUGGGUACCUCCUUACUUGCCAUGCCAUGGGGUAUGGAGAGAGCAGGCCUCGUUGCGGGACCUUUCUUAAUGAUUGUUCAAGGAGGAGUCUGCCUUUUCACUGCCUAUCUCAACCUGAGGACAGAAUCUCACCUUGGAUCUCCCACAUGGGAAAUUUCAGAAUUAACAAGAGCAUUACUGGGGCCAGUAGCUGAAGUCAUUGCCAAGAUCUUUUCCUUUGUCGUACUCCUUGGGGCAAAUAUUGUAUAUUGGAUCCUCAUGAGUAAUUUUCUGUAUUUUACCAUCAAUUUCAUCACAGGAGUAAGAGAAGAUGUAAUUCUAUCAGAUACUGUGGUCAGCAGUGUCAAUUCCAGCUUAGCAGGGGCUUUAUGUCCAUUAUUUAAAGAAGAAAUAAUGAAUGAAUCUCUGAAAGAAAUUUCUCUCUAUCAAAGGAUAUGGGACCUGCAAAAUACAGUUCCAAUAUUUUUAGUUCUAAUUAUUGGACCAUUACUAAACUUCAAAUCACCAACAUUCUUUACCAAGUUCAAUUCCUUAGGAACUCUAUCUGUUAUGUACAUCAUUCUGUUUGUCAUCAUCAAGUCUUCUUUCUGGGGUAUCAAUAUCGAUCUAAAAGAUGUGACCAGUAUACAUUACACUCCUCUUAUCAAAGGAAGCUUUCCAGCUAUGUCAGGAAUGCUGGCGCUCUCUUACUUUAUUCACAAUAUUAUCAUUACGCUGAUGAGAAGUAAUGCAAAUCAAAAAAACAAUGGUAGAGAUUUGACUAUAGCCUACAUUUUAGUGAUGCUUACAUAUCUUAGUAUUGGAGUAGUGUUUUUCUUGGGGUUUCCUUUGGGGAAGUCUUGUAUUCAAGAUAAUUUACUCAAUAACUUUGCUACAUGGGAUAUAAUGACUGUAGCUGCAAGAGCAUUCCUACUAUUCCAGUUGAUGACUGUAUUUCCUCUGAUCUCCUACAUGCUAAGGGUCCAGACAAUGGUAGCACUCGUAGGGAACCCCUAUCCAAGCAGAGGCCACAUACUCCUCUUCAACGCCUUUGUCAUCACUGUCUGUGUCUUGUUUGCAGUAUUUCUUCCCAAAAUUGGAACCAUAAUUAGGUUUACUGGAGCUCUGAGUGGCUUGGUUCAUGUCUUUGCUAUUCCUUGUCUCCUAAGGCUUGCUACCCUCAAGAAAAGUGGCAAGAUAUCUACACCUUCCUAUACAAUGUACAUUCUUAUCAUAAUAUAUGGAGCAGCAAAUCUCAUAGGCCAGUUCUUUGUCAAGGAUCGUUAAAUAUCGCAACUAAUAAGAUAUUUUAUUUAAUAACUAUCAAGUUAUACUUGAAUUGUAUAUAUUGUUUAUAGAAUUUAUUAUUUAUAUUCUAAAUAAAACAAAUUUUUAGUGUUUUUAAAUUUUGAAAAAAUCAUAAAUUUAAAUACAAGUUGUUUUGUCUGUGUUUAAUGUGAUUUUGAUGUUUCAUAUUAAAAAAUAGUUAAAAUAGAACUUCAUUUAGAAUAGAUUAGGCAUAGAAUUACAAUUUAAGUAUGUAAAAUACUUUUUUAUUUACAAUUGCAGCUAUAUUUUUAAAGCAUUUUAAUGCAAUGUUUUUUUUUUAGUUUUAAACACAACUGUAUUAUUUUAUUUGGUAUUACUUUAAAUUUAUUAUUCUAGGUCAAUAAUAAAAGCUAAUAUAUUAAUUAAUAUACAAUACAUGUAUAUAAUAAUGUUACUGUGACAAUAAAUUAUAGAGUAAUAUUAAGGUUGUAAAGUAAUUUCAGUUAAUCUGAGUUACUUUCUUUUAAUAAGAGAAUUUUAGUUCCAGAAAUUAUAGGAUACAAUCUUAAUUAUAAGCUUUGCGCUAAUCACUAUGGAUCAUUAUUAUAAAAUAGUGAUUAGAAUUUCUUUACUAAAUAAGUUUUGCAUUAUCAGCAAAUAAUCCUUUGGUAUUUUAAAAAUUACAAUACAGCAGAAUGGAAUUUUUAACUAUUACUUAUAGCACUAAAGUUUUAAUUAGGUAUGUACCUGUUAAGUCUUAAAUUAAUUACUAAAUCUCUGUGAUUUAACUGUUCUGCAUUCCUCAAGUCUUAGAAUAUUGUUUUUUUUAUAUUUUGCUUUUUUUAUUUUCGAAUGAAAUCUUUUUAUCUUGUCAUCAUUUCAUUUAACCUAGAAGUAGGUAAUUUAAUUUAAAAUAUUUAUGUUCCGAAAUUGUAAUGUUUUGUACAUUAUCUAAUUUAUCCAUUUAAAUUUUUAUAUUUAAAAAAAUCAAAGUAUUUUUUGUUUAAAUAAAAUUGUUAUUAGAGAGUUCAA